Molecule: messenger RNA, 526 nt
Organism: Botrytis fragariae
Lineage: Eukaryota; Fungi; Ascomycota; Leotiomycetes; Helotiales; Sclerotiniaceae
Product: putative mitochondrial f1f0 atp synthase subunit f protein
Exons: 4
Coding region: 11-316 (101 amino acids)
Biological process (GO): proton motive force-driven ATP synthesis
Source: RefSeq, a predicted model, not a curated record
AGUCUCCAAGAUGAGUUUCGUUACACGCAGAGCUCUUUCCACCCUCAUCCCCCCCAAGGUUGCCUCUCCAUCUGGACUCGGAGCUGCCAAAGAUGCUGCCCGUAUGCAACGUGUAGUUAGCUUCUACGAGAAACUUCCCCGCGGACCAGCACCAGAGGUUAAGGCCAAGGGAUUGUUGGGUAGAUACCAAGCCAAGUACUUCGGAAAGAACCCUUCUGCCACACCUAUCAUUCACGCCUUGAUCUUUUUGGUUGGUAUUGGUUAUGCUCAAAACUACUACUUCCACUUGCGUCACCACAAGAACAAUGCUCACUAGAUGGAUGAUUAAGGAGAGUAGAAGUUUGAUGGAGAACAUACGCGGGCAUUGUGUUACUUGGGUGUAAAUAAGGAAAGGAAUAGAUGAAUACCAGACAAGCCGUUAGUUGGAUCUCAUGCGUUGUGGUCAUUAUAUUGGGUGUGACGCAAUUUGUGCCCUUAAGCAACCCUAGCAAUGAUUACCCUGUGUGAUGGAAGAACCCAUUUCAAC